UUUUGACAGUUUCUUAUAUGGAAAACUGUCACUUUACGAAUAGUGGCCAACUUCAAGUGACAUUUGGUUUCUUUCCGGUUGAAUUUUUGACAGAUCAACAACUUAAAAAUGGCCAAACGCACCAAGAAGGUUGGAAUCGUUGGUAAAUAUGGUACCCGUUAUGGUGCCUCCCUACGUAAAAUGGUCAAGAAAAUGGAAGUGACCCAGCACUCCAAAUACACUUGCACCUUCUGCGGCAAGGACUCGAUGAAGCGCGCUUGCGUUGGUAUCUGGUCUUGCAAACGCUGCAAGCGUGUGGUUGCCGGUGGCGCCUGGGUAUAUUCUACCACCGCAGCUGCCUCCGUGCGCUCGGCUGUUCGUCGUUUGCGUGAAACCAAGGAACAGUAAGUUCCGCAAAACAAAUUGAGCUGGAACGUUUUCAGUUCUUUAUGUUUUAAGUAUGUUUAAUUUACUGUGAAAUUUGGCGCGGUUUGCGCUAUACCAGAUUUAUUAUUUGGUGUAUGUGUUGUUUGGCCGCCGGCUUACGGACACGCUUGUUGUACAAGAAAUAAUAGGAAGAAAAUAAAUUAAUUUUUUAAACAAAAAUUAAAAUCAACAA
Molecule: messenger RNA, 598 nt
Organism: Ceratitis capitata (Mediterranean fruit fly)
Lineage: Eukaryota; Metazoa; Arthropoda; Insecta; Diptera; Tephritidae
Gene: RpL37A
Product: 60S ribosomal protein L37a
Exons: 3
Coding region: 109-387 (92 amino acids)
Biological process (GO): translation
Cellular component (GO): ribosome
Molecular function (GO): structural constituent of ribosome
Source: RefSeq, a predicted model, not a curated record